CCGUAUCGCGGUAUAUCCCUAACUCGAGCACGCGUGUGUAUGUGUGUGUGUGAAUAGAAAAACCCAAGUCUCAACUCAACAAAAUGGCAAGUAAUUUUUUGACUGCUCUCUCGCUUCUGGCCCUCAGCGGCAGCUGCUUGGGUGGCUUUGCGGCCACCUACUCGGGCUUCCAUCCAGGCUAUGCCACCUACCAGGCGGCUCCAGCGGUGUAUCAUGCCGCUCCUGCUGCUGUCUACCAACAGGCAGUGGCUGCUCCAGUCUACAAGUCCUAUGCCGUGCCCUCGCCCUUUGUGAAGGCCGUCGCUCCAGUUGCCACCUACGCAGCCGCUGCGCCUGUUGCCGUCCCCGCCCCCGCUCCUGCUGCCGUGGUGAAAACUGUUGCUGCCGCUCCUUUGGCGCCCGUUGUCAAGCAGGUGGAGCUGGAGUCGUCGCCUCGUUAUGAUUUCUCCUAUGGCGUGCACGACUCCCUCACCGGCGACAUCAAGAGCCAGGUGGAGAGCCGCGACGGUGGCAAUGUGGUUGGCUCCUACAGCGUGCUCGAUGCCGAUGGCUACAAACGCACCGUCACCUACACAGCCGACGACCUGAACGGCUUCAAUGCGGUGGUUCAGCGUGUGCCCCUGGUGGCUGCCCGCGCCCUGCCAGUGGCUGCCCGCGCUCUGCCCGUGGCUACCGUUGCUGCUGCACCUGUGGCUCAUCUGCCCGCGCCCAUCUACUACCCCCAGGCACAGCAGCAGCAGCAGCAGCAGCAGUUCUUCCAGCAGCAGCUGUUCCAGCCACAGCAGCAACAAGUCAACAUCGAGCAGGAGAGCGAAGUGGUCGAGGCACCGCGUCAGCCCGAACAGGAGCCAGCACCUGUCGAUUACUCGGAUGUGCAACAGCAGCAGGAGCAGCAACAGCAGCAGCAACAGCAGGUUUACCCACAGGAUCAGCAGUUCCCACCCUACCCAUCCGCUUCGCCCGCUCCUGUUGGCGACUCGGACAGCGAUGUGGUUGAGGCCCGCUCCGCCCAGGAGUCAAGCAGCACCACCGCUGCUCCAGCUGCCGCCACCGAGGAGGAGAACAAGAAGAACCAGGGCAACAAGUCCGCUUAGAUUGUGAUCCCAUUGCAUAAUUCCAUAAAACUUUGUUGAAAUUAAAGCCGAAUGUCAAAACUUCAA
This is a messenger RNA of Drosophila arizonae, 1160 nucleotides long. RefSeq names its product Cuticular protein 31A (gene Cpr31A). Gene Ontology annotation, cellular component: extracellular matrix. The record is from RefSeq and is a predicted model, not a curated record. Lineage: Eukaryota; Metazoa; Arthropoda; Insecta; Diptera; Drosophilidae.